AUGAUCCCAGCCACAACAACGACACCCCGCCCGCCUGUUGUGUCUCGACAGGUGGCGCUCGACGCCUCCACGCCGCUACCCCUUGCGCCGAGGUCUCCGACGUUACCAAAGAACCACCCAUUCGCCAAUUCGCUGGGGCGGUCACGCUCCAACUCUAACGUCUCGGGCCGCUCGGGCUCGGCGUUCGAGAGGGAGAAGGAGAGUGUGUACUCAUCGUCUUCGACUUCAACAACAACGAUUCGCACGCCUCCAACGCCCGCUGUCCAGCUGCCACCUGCGCUGCGCUCAUCACCACCUCCGCGAAGCCCUUUAUCACUGGCCGCGUCUCUCCCGCCAACUGGACCGCCACCAAAGUCACCCUCCAAGUCCUCGUGGCGCAAAAAGCCGAGCAUCACGAUCCCGUUCCGCAAGGUUUCGUCCUCUGUCUCAGCUGGGAGCACGCCGACAAGCGCCACCAGCGCCAGGCCUGCACCAGCCUAUUCCUCAAGCAGCCAGACGCAGAGCGCUCCGGCACAAGUCGAGCUGGUCUUCGACUCUGUCUUUGAGGAGGACGACGUCGCGCGUGAGGUGCGGCAACACUCGCGCUACUCCGCACGGGAGCGCAGCGUUUCUGCCCGCAAGUCCGUUGGCUCGCUGGCGAGCUCUGUGUCAAGCCCAAUAAAGACUCCCCGCGACGACGCCUGGCUCGGUACCCCGCCACCGCUGCCGCCGAUGCAGGAGCUUGCUCGCGAGUUCUCUGGCCUAGGACUAAACAUCGAGCCGCCUGCCGCGAAGAGCCCGCCAACGCCGUCGGCCGCCACGCCGAUCCCGACGUCGAACGUCCGUUCUGGCGUGUCUCCGUCGAGUGGCCGCACGCCGUCCACGACAUACCCGCAGCCGUACUAUGCUUCGCCGCCCAAUGCGAUGCUGCAGAUGCGAAGGCCGAGUGCCCCGCAUCCGUUCUACGCCGGCCCUCCAGCAGAGGAGGAGCGCCAGCGCCCUCGCUCGCAGCCGCAUCCCAAACCGGAGCGUCACCACACGCACCCACCUCCUUCGUUCGCCGGACACCACCAGCGCAGUCACAGCGAGGCGGGGGCCAUGCUUGCUCCGAAUUGCAGCCAGCACAGGCCCAGCAAGAGUCUCAUGGAGCUCGAUUUCCUGAACCAGACCCGCAGCAAGGGAUACAUGUUUGGCAGCGUCAAGAGCCGCCUGCGCACCAUCGAGGACGAGUAG
Trichosporon asahii var. asahii CBS 2479 is the source of this 1212-nucleotide messenger RNA. RefSeq lists its product as uncharacterized. The record is from RefSeq and is a predicted model, not a curated record. The transcript has a single exon. Bases 1 to 1212 code for a protein of 403 amino acids. NCBI's taxonomy places the organism in Eukaryota, Fungi, Basidiomycota, Tremellomycetes, Trichosporonales, Trichosporonaceae.